This is a messenger RNA of Mycotypha africana, 756 nucleotides long. RefSeq lists its product as uncharacterized. Lineage: Eukaryota; Fungi; Mucoromycota; Mucoromycetes; Mucorales; Mycotyphaceae. Bases 1 to 756 code for a protein of 251 amino acids. The transcript is spliced from 13 exons. The record is from RefSeq and is a predicted model, not a curated record.
AUGUCCAGCAUGGCGAAGUGUGUAAAUUCUCUGUUGAUAAAUCAAUUUUCAUGGAUAGCCAAGCAGAAGAAGCUGAGUGAUAUCGAAGAACACCCUUUCCCUUCUAUUGUCCAGCAUGGCGAAGUGUGCAAAUUCUCUGUUGAUGGUAAGCAAGCGUUUAUUUCUGCGCCCUUUUUCUUUCUAUUUUCUACAUUCUUUCUUUCGGAAAAGGAAUCCAGCUUUGGGAAUCCAGCUUUGGGUAGGUUGUUCAGCUCCUUUGCUGGUAGCAUGAAUCCAGCUUUGGGUAGGUUGUUCAGCUCCUUUGCUGGUAGCAUGAAUCCAGCUUUGGGUAGGUUGUUCAGCUCCUUUGCUGGUAGCAUGAAUCCAGCUUUGGGUAGGUUGUUCAGCUCCUUUGCUGGUAGCAUGAAUCCAGCUUUGGGUAGGUUGUUCAGCUCCUUUGCUGGUAGCAUGAAUCCAGCUUUGGGUAGGUUGUUCAGCUCCUUUGCUGGUAGCAUGAAUCCAGCUUUGGGUAGGUUGUUCAGCUCCUUUGCUGGUAGCAUGAAUCCAGCUUUGGGUAGGUUGUUCAGCUCCUUUGCUGGUAGCAUGAAUCCAGCUUUGGGAAUCUGCUAUUGCGUAAUGUGCAACUCCUCUGUUGAUUGCAUGCUCUGGAGACAAUUUUAUGGACAGAUUUGGGCUACUUCAAAUUUAAAGGCAAGCAGGGAAAAGCUCAUUAGAAUCAAAAUCUUGCUAGUACUGGGGCAUCAAUGCAAGCGUUGA